Leopardus geoffroyi (Geoffroy's cat) is the source of this 2500-nucleotide messenger RNA. It is a transcript of the gene ESRRG, whose product is annotated as estrogen related receptor gamma. Gene Ontology annotation, molecular function: sequence-specific DNA binding; nuclear receptor activity; nuclear steroid receptor activity. Gene Ontology annotation, cellular component: nucleus. Bases 633 to 1961 code for a protein of 442 amino acids. The transcript is spliced from 9 exons. The record is from RefSeq and is a predicted model, not a curated record. Gene Ontology annotation, biological process: regulation of DNA-templated transcription; retinoic acid receptor signaling pathway. NCBI's taxonomy places the organism in Eukaryota, Metazoa, Chordata, Mammalia, Carnivora, Felidae.
UUUCCCAGGAACUGCGCUAACAUACCCGCGAUGAAACCCAGCUGGGGGGACACUUUUCGUCCCCGACCUGUGGUAAGUCGGCUGGGUUGAAUUGUGUGAAGUUGUCAAAGGUUGCUCUCCUCUCCAGAACUCGGCACCAGCUCCGCUGAAAUGUGAUGCCACUGGUUUUCAGUAAAGGUUCCUUUCUGCAGGGCUGCAAACACAGAUCAGCUGCUACUGUGUAUAUACAACCAGGGAGCAAAUCAACCAGCACAGUUAAAGCAGCCUUUUUCACCCUGAGACUUUCCAAGAUCUCUUCUUCACGCAGGAAGUUUCCUUCUCUGUUGUCAGAUUUAGCACUGUUCUCUUGUCAUCAGAUCCGAGCUAGGCUCCCUGCUGCACAGUAGAGAGGCUUCCUUAAGACAUUUGUCCUUGAAACUGCACCAAACUCUUGGAAGAACCCAGAACGUGUCCCACGCUCUGCUUCCAUGGAGGAGGGUGGCCAGUGCAGUCCCGAGCACAGUGUGGUGACUUAUGGAUUUUCACUGAGCUGACAAUUUACUGGCUCAUCAAUGAAACAAUAUUAAAUUAUGAAGAUGUAAGGAAAAAAUCCUACGCUAACAUUGUUGCAGUUUGAAAGGCUUCUCUGCAGAAUGUCAAACAAAGAUCGACACAUUGAUUCCAGCUGUUCGUCCUUCAUCAAGACGGAACCCUCCAGCCCGGCCUCCCUGACGGACAGCGUCAACCACCACAGCCCAGGUGGCUCCUCAGACGCCAGCGGGAGCUACAGUUCAACCAUGAAUGGCCAUCAGAACGGACUUGACUCGCCACCUCUCUACCCUUCUGCUCCUAUCCUAGGAGGUAGUGGGCCUGUCAGGAAACUGUAUGAUGACUGCUCCAGCACCAUUGUUGAAGAUCCCCAGACCAAGUGUGAAUACAUGCUCAACUCGAUGCCCAAGAGACUGUGUUUAGUGUGUGGUGACAUUGCUUCUGGGUACCACUACGGGGUAGCAUCAUGUGAAGCCUGCAAGGCAUUCUUCAAGAGGACGAUUCAAGGUAAUAUAGAAUAUAGCUGCCCAGCCACGAAUGAAUGUGAAAUCACAAAGCGCAGACGUAAAUCCUGCCAGGCUUGCCGCUUCAUGAAGUGUUUAAAAGUGGGCAUGCUGAAAGAAGGGGUGCGCCUUGACAGAGUACGUGGAGGUCGGCAGAAGUACAAGCGCAGAAUAGAUGCGGAGAACAGCCCCUACCUGAACCCUCAGCUGGUUCAGCCAGCCAAAAAGCCAUUGCUCUGGUCUGAUCCUGCAGAUAACAAGAUUGUCUCACAUUUGUUGGUGGCCGAACCGGAGAAGAUCUAUGCCAUGCCUGACCCUACGGUCCCUGACAGUGACAUCAAAGCCCUCACUACACUGUGUGACUUGGCUGACCGAGAGUUGGUGGUUAUCAUUGGAUGGGCGAAGCAUAUUCCAGGCUUCUCCACGCUGUCCCUGGCGGACCAGAUGAGCCUUCUGCAGAGUGCUUGGAUGGAAAUUUUGAUCCUUGGUGUCGUAUACCGAUCUCUUUCAUUUGAGGAUGAACUUGUCUAUGCAGAUGAUUAUAUAAUGGAUGAAGACCAGUCCAAAUUAGCAGGCCUUCUUGACCUAAAUAAUGCUAUCCUGCAGCUGGUAAAGAAAUACAAGAGCAUGAAGCUGGAGAAAGAAGAAUUUGUCACCCUCAAAGCGAUAGCUCUUGCUAAUUCAGACUCCAUGCACAUAGAAGACGUCGAAGCUGUUCAGAAGCUUCAGGAUGUGUUACACGAGGCCCUGCAGGAUUAUGAGGCCGGCCAGCACGUGGAGGACCCGCGCAGGGCCGGCAAGAUGCUGAUGACCCUGCCGCUCCUGAGGCAGACCUCCACCAAGGCUGUGCAGCACUUCUACAACAUCAAACUAGAAGGCAAAGUCCCCAUGCACAAACUGUUUUUGGAAAUGCUGGAGGCCAAGGUCUGACUAAAAGCUUCCUGGGCCUUCCUAUUCUGCACGCCGAAAAAGGGAAAAUAAACCCAAGAGUGAUGUCAAAGAAACUUAGAGUUUAGUUAACAACAUCAAAAAUCAACGGACUGCACUGAUAAUUUAGCAGCAAGACUAUGAAGCAGCUUUCAGAUUCCUCCGUAUCUUCCCGAUGAGUUUCUUUCUACCUUAUCUCCUCUCCUUUCUCCCUUUCUUCUCUCAUUUCUUUUGCUCUUUUUUUUUCUCCUUCCCUUAUUCCUCCUUUCCCUCAUCUCUUAGCUUUCUUCAUUACUGAUUCCCGUUUGCCUUCAUUUCCUUCCUUCUGUCCUUCCUUCCUCCUCCUCCUCUCUUUUCCUCUCUUCCUUCCUCCUUCUCCUUCUCUUUUCUCAUCCUUCCCCUUUCUCCUAAAUUUCACAUAUGUCUAGUUGUAAGGAAAUUGUCCCUUCCCUUCCCUUUCCUUUCCUUUCCUUUCCUUUCCUUUCCUUUCCUUUCCUUCCUUUCCUUUCCAUUCCUUUCCUUUCCUUUCCUUUCCUUUCCUU